Messenger RNA from Protopterus annectens (West African lungfish), 2680 nucleotides. RefSeq names its product brain-specific homeobox/POU domain protein 3-like. Gene Ontology annotation, biological process: regulation of transcription by RNA polymerase II. The record is from RefSeq and is a predicted model, not a curated record. Bases 138 to 1148 code for a protein of 336 amino acids. The transcript is spliced from 2 exons. Gene Ontology annotation, molecular function: RNA polymerase II cis-regulatory region sequence-specific DNA binding; DNA-binding transcription factor activity, RNA polymerase II-specific. NCBI's taxonomy places the organism in Eukaryota, Metazoa, Chordata, Ceratodontiformes, Protopteridae.
GGGCGCGUGGAUCAGCCUUCUCUGUAAUGUAGGACCAGGAGACUGGCUGUGGGCCGACAAUAAAAAAGUCUAAGGGGCUCCCGCUUCACUCGCCGCACCUACUGCUUAUAUCAGCUUUCACCUGUACAAGUGUCACCAUGAUGUCUAUAAAUGGGAAACAUUCGGCUUUCAGCAUGCUCCAUGAGCCCAAGUACGCGCACCUUCACAGCAGCUCGGAGGCUCUUCGCAGGGCAUGCCUGCCCCCCAGUCAGAUUCAAGGCAGCAUCUUUGCUGGCUUUGAUGAGUCAUUGCUACGAGGUGCUGAAACUCUGGCGGCUUUGGACAUAGUAUCUCAUUCACAGAAGGCACACCCGUUUAAACCGGAUGCCUCCUACCACACCAUGAGCACAGUAUCAUGCAGUCCUACUUCUUCCAUCUUGCACCACUCUUCGGUCCUGGCUAGCCAUCAUCCUCACCAUCAACCAUCACAGGGUUUGGAAAGUGAUCUGCUGGACACACUUACUUCAUCCAUAUCUCUGGGAGGCAUGCCAGCGCCUGACAUUGGUACCCCAGCCUCCCACCCACAUGUCCACUUGACAACCAUAAGUCACCUGUCCCAGCACCCACAGACUAUCAACAUGCCCAGCCCACAUAGCUUAGCUUCCCACAGUGUCAUGCAGAGCAGUGAGACCGAGAUAGACCCGAGGGACCUCGAAUCCUUUGCGGAGAGGUUCAAACAGAGAAGAAUAAAACUUGGAGUCACACAGGCCGAUGUAGGAUCUGCCUUGGCAAACUUGAAAAUCCCAGGGGUUGGCUGUUUGAGUCAAAGCACUAUCUGCAGAUUUGAGUCACUUACAUUGUCUCAUAACAACAUGGUCGCCCUAAAACCCAUUUUAGAGGCUUGGCUAGAGGAGGCGGAAAGGGCUCAACAGGAAAAUAUGAGCAAACCACAGGUAUUCAUUGGAGGGGACACGAAACGGAAACGCACCUCCAUUGCUGCCCCAGAAAAGCGUUCCCUUGAAGCUUACUUCUCAGUGCAACCCCGACCUUCUUCAGAGAAGAUCGCAGCCAUUGCAGAGAAACUGGAUCUGAAAAAGAACGUGGUGAGGGUAUGGUUCUGUAACCAAAGACAAAAGCAAAAAAGGAUGAAGUUUUCAGCUGCUUAUUAAAGGCUGCAGGCCAUCAAAACUUUGUGAACGCCCUGUUGAAAGUCACUCAGGCCACUUGUAGGGAUACCAGCAACAGAUUGUUACCUUUAUCUGUCUGACAGCUGGAUUUGACAACUGGAAUUAACUGCAAGUCAAGUUGGGACUUAUAAACAGUGUGUUUGCUGUUGAUCUGGAGAGCCCCGAGUCUGAUGAUAAGAAUCUGGGAAUUAAAAACUGAAUGACUUUGAUCUGUCAUUUGCGUGUUUCAUGAAAACUACUGAGAACAAAGCAAAUGAAACUUAAGAUAUGAUCACAGUGCCUAAAAUAAAUGUUGUGCUUAUAUCUGAAAAUAUUUAACGGUGAGGAAAUUAGGAAUUACGUUUGGGCAUUGAUGGCGCAUCGUACAAUAUUACUGUUGCAAUACCUUCACACACACACACUGACAGACAGGACAAAGCACAACUCUAUUUUAUUGCAUAGUUCUUGUGACAUCAACUUCAACAGUAAGUUCAUUGGUUCUGUUUUCUACCUCAUCAGCAAUGUGAACCUUUACAGUUUAUUUGCAGAAAAAAUAAAGGGAUCGUUGUGAGAUUCUUCACUAUCACCACAAAGACGCUUUGACAAUCGAAUAAUUUAGCACAUUCCUUUCUGUGAACGAUGCUUCUUUAAACCGUUGCAUCAUUGCAUGAAGCAUGGCUGCAUAUUUCAAUACAUCAUGUAAUGUUAAACACAUGUAUUUAUUAAUGUAAAUUGUGCACUUUUGUCUGUAAUAACAUUUUUAAUUACACCAAAUGCAAUCUGUCUGUAGAUGAAAAAUGCAGCUGUGAGAACCAGGUGAUCAUAUCUUCCGGUUUCUCUUUGCUGUUAAAGCUAAAAGUGUAAAGUUUUCAGAAAAAAGUGGAUGGGUUGGUGGGUGGGGCGAGUUGUAUCAGCUUACUUUUUCAGUGUAGCACUUUCAUACAGUGUGAUUUGCUUUACUUAUUUAUAUAAAACAACCAGGUUUAUAAUUUUACAUUUGUCGUUGGAAACUACUGACAUACACAUCAAAAUGUAUGAUGUGUCUGGACAUGCCAUGUUGUACAACUUAAGCCAUUAAUUGUGGUAGCGCACUAAUACUGUUAAUUUUAUUAGUACCCAAAUGACACGUUAACUCCUAAAGGAAAAGUAAAUAAGAUUGUAAUGAAUCAGAUCUGGCCAAAUAAUGUUAAAUAAGUUUGGCGGCACUUGAACGGCAAAUGGACAUAUCAAGAGUGAGUUGUUUGCAACGUGGUUGCAAUAAUACGCAAGUACCCGUCAGUCAUCUCUAUGAAACCAGCUUUAGCUAUGUACUUGUUUAUUUUGCCCCAGAAUUUACAAUAAAACUGGCAGCAGGUAAGAAUAGCUUUUUUUAUUUAUUUGUCAUGGGCUUGCCUUCACUGAGAACACACGGAUUAAAGUUAAAAUUUUCCUCCGGGUGCUCUGGUUUCCUCCCACAUUGCAAAGACAUUUUGUAGAUGGACUGGACACUCCACACUGGCCGUAGGUGAUAGUGUGUGUGCGAGUGAGUGGUACCA